AAGGAGAAGGGGAGUGUUUGGAAGAGUUGAUAUGUCCACCAUCUUGGAAAGUCGCCGAUAGUGCUGAGCAAUUUUCCCGCCUGACUGGCUCGGGCUGCUUCCCCUCAGGAAGAAAACUGGCUUCCUGUAGCAGUUGUGAAACAUUUUAAACGUUGAUGUAGGUCCGGAUACCCUGUAAUGGGCCAGGAGUUGCAGGAGAUAACAUUUGUUUUAUUUUCUUAACAUUUUAAUCCCAUUUUUAAAGGUAAGAAUCAAUAGUUCAAUGUGACUAAUGGGAAUUUGGAGAAAAAUUGCCAUGUGAUGCUGGUGUCUGACAGCCACCUAGACUGCAACUACAUUCCUAACUCCAAACAGAAAACAAUCUAUAGCACAUGAGUGAAAAUGAUUAAAUCUUAGACACACUGUAUGACUGACCUCACCUUCAAGGGAUCCUGUUGGAAUUUGAUGGACUAAUCUAUUGCCUUCACCUGCCCUGUUGAGUGAGAACCCCCUAAUGUCAUCUUGCUUCGGAGAAAAGUUCUGACAUUUCACAGUAACAUGUUUGCAGUACCAAGUAUGUUUUGGAAGUUCGAUCUUCAUUCUUCAUCUCACAUAGACACGCUCUUGGAGAGAGAUGAGGUAACGUUAAAAGAAUUGAUGGAUGAGGAGGAUAUAUUACAAGAAUGCAAGGCUCAGAAUCGUAAGCUUGUGGAAUUUUUACUAAAGACUGAGUGCUUAGAAGAUUUGGUGACUUUCAUUACUGAGGAACCACCCCAAGAUAUGGAUGAGAAGAUGCGCUACAAGUAUCCAAAUUUGUCGUGUGAAUUGCUAACAUCAGACGUGUCACAAAUUAAUGAUAGACUUGGAGAAGACGAGUCUUUACUGAAAAGACUUUAUGGCUUUCUUUUAAACGAUUCCCCACUGAACCCUUUACUUGCUAGCUUUUUCAGCAAGGUCUUAAGUAUUUUAAUCAGCCGUAAACCAGAACAGAUUGUGACAUUUUUAAAGAAGAAAGAUGAAUUUGUCAACUUGAUAAUAAAACACAUAGGGACCUCUGCAAUUAUGGAUUUGCUGCUAAGACUUCUCACAUGUAUUGAGCCACCGCAACUCAGGCAAGAUGUGCUUAAUUGGCUAAAUGAAGAGAAGAUAAUCCAGAGACUUGUAGAGCUUGUCCACCCAUCUCAGGAUGAAGAUAGACAUUCAAAUGCCUCGCAAUCUCUUUGUGAGAUAAUUCGUCUGAGUAGAGAUCAGAUGUUACAGGUCCAAAACAGCCCUGAACCGGACCCAUUGCUUGCCACAUUAGAGAAGCAGGAAAUUUUAGAUCAGCUAUUAUCAAACAUCUUUUCAACUGAGAAGAAUGAAUCUACAAUAGUCAGUGCAAUCCAGAUAUUGCUUACUCUGCUAGAGACAAGAAGGCCAGCGUUUGAAGGACACAUAGACCUUUGUCCUCCUGGUGUGAAUCAUUCUAUAUUUUCAGUUAACAAAACUGUCCUGUCUGCUAUCCAGCAAAAACUUCCUUCCUUCCACCAACUUCUUCUGGACCAUCCAAAAGCUGAUAUCAUGAAAACAACUUGGGGAAUACUUGACCCUCCUGUAGGAAAUACAAGAUUAAAUGUUAUUCGGCUGAUCGCAAGUCUACUUCAGACUAAUACACACAGUAUCAAUCUGGAGUUUAUUGAACUGAACACUAUAGGAGUUAUUCUGGAUAUGUUUUUCAAGUACACCUGGAAUAACUUUCUGCACACACAAGUAGAGAUUUGCAUUGCAUUGAUUCUUGCCAGUCCUGGUGAAACAGCUGACUGUGUAAAUAGUGAGCCAAACACCGUUGGAGACCAUAUUCUAUUAAAACAUCUCUUCUCAAAAUGCCAAAUGAUAAAUCGAAUACUUGAAGCCUGGGCCAUGAAUGAAAGAACACAGUCUGAUGGAGGACAGCGGUACGGCUACAUGGGACAUUUAACAAGAAUUGCAAAUUGCAUUGUUCAUAGCAUAGAAAAAGGGCCCAACAGUAAACUUGCACACCAGCUCCUUAAAGAGUUGCCGAGUGACACUCAGGAAAGAUGGGAAGCUUUCUGCACAGGCUCCUUAGGAGAGACGAACAAGAGGAACACUGUAGAUCUAGUUACAACGCGGCAUAUCCACUCAUCUAGUGACGAUGAAAUAGAGUUUAAAGAUCCAGGCUUCUCACAGGAUUCUUCAAUUCAGCAGGCCUUUUCUGAUUAUCAGAUGCAACAAAUGACGUCCAAUUUUAUUGACCAGUUUGGCUUCAACGAUGAGAAGUUUGCUGACCAGGAUGACAUUGGGAACGUUGCGUUUGACCGUGUCUCAGACAUUAGCUUCUCUCUCAAUGCCAAUGAAAGCGCUAACAUAGCUUUGUUUGAAGCAUGCUGCAAGGAGAGAAUACAGCAGUUUGAUGAUGGAGGGUCUGAUGAAGAAGACAUCUGGGAAGAGAAGAAUCUUGCCUUCACUCAAGAGACUCAAAGAAGGUCUAGCUCAGGAAGCACAGACAGCGAGGAGAGCACAGAUUCUGAGGAGGAGGAUUCCGUUAAACAGGGAUUGUUUGAAUCAAGCACAGUAAACCAGGAAGACAAAAUGGAAGUUGAUGCAAAUGAAGCAAGCAACUGGCCAGCUACUUUUGAUACACCAAUGGACACCGCACACGUGGCAAAUCUAGAUUCUGUGGGAUCUGAUGUAUGGAGCACAGAGGAGCCUCUGCCUACAAAAGAAACUGGAUGGGCGUCCUUUUCAGAAUUUACAUCAAUCAGUCAAAAAGAUUCUGGAAGAAGUAACUCCCCUGUUGAAAUGGAGACUGGAACGGAACCAAUGGAUCCUUUAAGUGUUAACACGUCUGCACAAACCGAAAUUACAAUGGAUGCCAGCUCGGAUGGAGAAGAGGAAGUAGAAAAUGCAGAUCAAAUGACGGAGACUGUAAUGAAUGGCAGUAUGAAGGAAACACUGAGCCUUACUGUAGAUGCGAAAACAGAGACUGCCGUUUUUAAAAGAGUCUUGAAAUCCUAUUGUGAGGAAGGGAAAUUGUCUACCUCUCAUGAUCCAGCUUGUAAAUAUGUUGAGAACUGUGAUGCAGCUAUUGAAAACUCCUCUAUUUCACAGCCCAACAGUAGCAGCCAAGAGCAGAACAGGACAGAGCAGAUUCUGCUGGAUGGAGCAUCUGCAAAUGGCCCUGUAUGAUGUGAUACCUACUGUUUGUUGAAGACUACAAAGUGACAUCCAUUGGGGUUUUUCUGUGGUGUUACUUGAAGAUUUCAGCCAACUCCUGUCAAAGCCAGUCACUGCUGCACUAACUUUGCAAGGGAUCAGGACCAGCAACAUUAUAUUUUUGUUAUUUUAUUUUUAAUUUCCUUUUUUUAGAUUUUAAGGUGUUGUACAGACUUAAAAGUGUAAAAACAAAAAAAAAUGCACAUUGACCAGACUUUUUGUGUAUGUUUAUAUUGUAUUGUAUUCUUAAAAUUUGGUGCCCUGUGACAUAAGAACUCACCACUUCAGUAAUAGUGAUACUAUGGUUCAAAUGGUUGUAAAAAUAGUUUUUUUAUAAAAAAAAAAUGUAUACACAAAGCUAACGUAUUUGAAAGCAUAACUAUUUGACAAUUAGUGUGACCAAAGUAAUUUACCAUUUCUCAUACGUUCUUUUCCACUCUGUAUAAAGUUUUUUUGGGGGUGGCACCUGCCCCCCGACAGACAGACCUCUUCAACUUAAGUGUUCUAACUCUUUAAGUCCUAUAGGACCAUGAAACACGUGGCUCACGUUUUUGGCACUUAGAGGGUUUAUUGUAAUUAAGUUACUAAAAGUCAUUAAAACAUGGCUAUCGUUUGAACAUUUUGCCAAGUUUUGUACCUGGUAACAUCACCCUCCCUCCAUUCAGAUCAAAUGUCUUUUAGUAUUUUUACAUAUUUAUUGCUGCUUUGCUGGCAAAUUAUCAAGCCAUACAUUUUUCUGUCUUGCUUACAUAACAGGUAAGCCAUGAUUUUCAAUAUCCAUAUUUCUCACCUGCCAAAUUCAUCUUCUUGUCUUUUUAUGCACAGUGGGCUUUUUAUUUUGUUGAAUGAAAUUAUUGCACUGUUACAAUGCAGUGUACGUUUUUAUUUAAUUUGUUCAUUGCUAGAUAAACGCUUAAACUUUUUUGUUUGCUUGCAUUUGUGCAUGUCAGUUGUCUGUGCUGAUCUGUGACAUAAUUUUCAUAUAUAAAUGCUGUACAUUGGGGGAUUAGGGAUUGUUUUGUUUUUCCAUUUUUUUUCCCCCAGUAGUGUGCCUGCAUUUGAUUUAUACAUAGGUAGGUAGUAAUUAUGGAAGCCAAUUCGAUGUAACUUUUAAUGUUUCUUUACACGUUCCAUCUCCAGUCUGCCUUCGUAAUGCAGGAAAAGCAAUUUUUUGCUGCAGUAAAUUAUUUGCACACCUUUUUAUUUAUUUUAACUUUUUUUUUAAUGUAAAUCUAGUUUUCUUACCAAACUUGGUUCUCGUUGUUUGAGAAUUCCUCCCUGACCUGGUAUUUUAGGAAAAUAAAAGGAAACUGAGCCGUGGCCAACAAGUUUAGAUUUAGCUGCCCAUGCAACAUGCCUAAGCAUUACAUUGCAUACUACAUACAAUAAAAAGAAAUACGCUUUU
This is a messenger RNA of Pelobates fuscus (common spadefoot toad), 4597 nucleotides long. It is a transcript of the gene PPP6R3, whose product is annotated as protein phosphatase 6 regulatory subunit 3. Gene Ontology annotation, molecular function: protein phosphatase binding; protein phosphatase regulator activity. The coding region runs from base 538 to 3165 and encodes 875 amino acids. The record is from RefSeq and is a predicted model, not a curated record. Gene Ontology annotation, cellular component: nucleus; cytosol. Lineage: Eukaryota; Metazoa; Chordata; Amphibia; Anura; Pelobatidae. The transcript is spliced from 27 exons.